AUGCCGGCGGAGGCGGGGCAGCAGGCGGACGGUGCGUGUUCCCACGGGAUGAAGCUCAGCUGGGACAUCAACGACCCGCAGAUGCCUCGGGAGCCAGCCCACUUCGACCGCUUCUGCGAGUGGCCGGACGGCUACGUGCGCUUCAUUUACCGCGGCGACGAGAAGAAGGCGCAGCGUCAUCUGAGCGGCUGGGCCAUGCGGAAUACCAACAACCACAACGGACACAUCCUCAAGAAGUCGUGCCUGGGCGUGGUGGUGUGUGCGCGGGACUGCGCCCUGCCCGACGGCUCGCGUCUGCAGCUGCGGCCCGCCAUCUGCGACAAGGCCAGGCUGAAGCAGCAAAAGAAGGCAUGCCCCAACUGUCAAGCUGCUUUGGAACUGAUCCCCUGUCGAGGGCACAGCGGGUACCCUGUAACCAACUUUUGGCGGCUUGAUGGCAACGCAAUAUUUUUUCAGGCCAAGGGAGUUCAUGAUCACCCAAGACCAGAGAGUAAAUCAGAGACAGAAGCUAGAAGAAGUGCUAUCAAGAGACAAAUGGCUUCUUUUUACCAACCCCAGAAAAAGAGAAUUCGAGAACCCAAGGCAGGAGAGAAUCAAGAUAACGGUGGCCAUUUCAGCAACAUACCUUCCCUGGAAAACCCCGAGGAGUUUGAUAUAAUUCCUGACACUGGCUUCCCUGUUCCAGGGCAGCCUUGCUUUUCUUUUCCAAACUCGGAUGCGUACAAAGCUACCUGUGACCUAGCUGCCUUUCAAGGAGAUGUAGUACCACCCUUUCAGAAAUAUCCAAACCCAAGAAUCUUUUUGCCUAGGCCGCCCUGCAGCUAUGAAUUGGCAGGCCCUGGUUACACAAAUUCAGGCCCGUAUCCCACCCUUUGUAAAGAUGCCAGCAGUAUUCCUGAUGACACAGACUGGGUUCAUCUGAAUGCGCUGCAAUACAAUAUCAACUCCUACGGCAGCUUUGAGAGAAACUUUGAUUUCACCAGUAAACAGCCUGGCUGGAAACCAGCUCUUGGAAAAGCUGACCUUGGGGAGAGCGCUGACCAUGGACAGUUCCAGGCCGUGGCCGCUCGCCCUUAUUACAACCCAGAGCUUCCCUGCAGGUACCUCACGACGGCCCCGCCAGCUGCCCCAGCCCUACAGACAGUAAUCACCACCACCACCAAAGUGUCCUACCAGGCCUACCAGCCUCCUGCUCUGAAAUGCUGUGACAAUGUGCGGGAAGUUAAGAGCCUUUCUGGCUGUAACUAUGAUUCUGAAAACACCCAAAUGUCCAUCUACCCGGAAGACUUGGACCUUCCAGCUACAGUCGCCAUGGCAGCCUCUCCAACAGCAUCACUUCCUUUGAAAAUUCCUGGAGAUUGCCGGGCCAUCAGACAUACUUUGCCUUUUCCUCAAGACUCAGCACCCUCCUGGACAGACGUAGCAGAGACAUGGGAUGUGUGUCCAUCUGCACCGGGGUCUACAAUUGGUUAUUCAGAGAGAAUCAGUCCGUUCUUUAGCUAUGACCAUGAGGACUUUUGA
This is a messenger RNA of Eubalaena glacialis (North Atlantic right whale), 1521 nucleotides long. RefSeq names its product glial cells missing transcription factor 2 (gene GCM2). Gene Ontology annotation, molecular function: DNA-binding transcription activator activity, RNA polymerase II-specific; RNA polymerase II cis-regulatory region sequence-specific DNA binding. Gene Ontology annotation, biological process: gliogenesis; regulation of transcription by RNA polymerase II. The coding region runs from base 1 to 1521 and encodes 506 amino acids. The record is from RefSeq and is a predicted model, not a curated record. Gene Ontology annotation, cellular component: nucleus. The transcript has 5 exons. Lineage: Eukaryota; Metazoa; Chordata; Mammalia; Artiodactyla; Balaenidae.